Arvicola amphibius (Eurasian water vole) is the source of this 447-nucleotide messenger RNA. RefSeq names its product ferredoxin-2, mitochondrial-like. Gene Ontology annotation, biological process: positive regulation of oxidoreductase activity; P450-containing electron transport chain. Gene Ontology annotation, molecular function: 2 iron, 2 sulfur cluster binding. The record is from RefSeq and is a predicted model, not a curated record. Gene Ontology annotation, cellular component: mitochondrion. Lineage: Eukaryota; Metazoa; Chordata; Mammalia; Rodentia; Cricetidae.
AUGCCAAACUGUUGGCCAAGGAAGGAAGCCAAAGACAAACCCAAGAGCGGCCACUCGGCCAUAGGCUGGCCUUGGUUCAGCACCUGCACCCUGUCCGUCCCCAGGGCCAAUGUGGUCUUCGUGGACCACUCUGGCCAGUGGAUCCCCAUGAGGGGCAGAGUUGGGGACAAUGUUCUUCACCUGGCCCUGCCAGGGGUGGACCUGGAAGGGGCCUGUGAAGGCUCCCUGGCAUGUUCCACCUGCCAUGUGUGUGAGACACACCUGGAUCUCCUGCCUCCUCCCGAGGAGAGAGAGGACGAUAUGCCGGGCAUGGCCCCGCUGCUCCAGGAGUACUCAAGACUGGGCUGCCAGACUGUGCUAACCCCUCAGCUGGAAGGAGUCGAGUUUGCUCUUCCCAAGGCCACCAGGAACUUCUACGUGGAUGGCCACAUCCCCAAGCCCCACUGA